UUAAAUUCCAAAACGACGAUAAUAAUAGCAACUCGAGAAUUAUCGCAGGUUGCCUGCUGCGUCGAACAGCAACUAAAUCCGACCGCCAAGUGCCCGGACAGCACCGCCAUCUUCAUGACAUCGAGAAGUUGCAGGUAGUCGUUCUCUGAAAUACCUACAAUGCCUGAGGAGGGGGUCAUCGCCACUGCCGUCGCCACUUCCCUGGAUUCCCUGUUGUCGCCCAAGGCCCAGACAUUCGAUGUCAACCGAACCGUUCGAGAAUCUGUAGCAGAAUCAGAUUUCAAUGAUGUGGCGCUGGAGGAUGAUGCUCGAUUCUCGACUGUCGCACUUUCUUCGAGGCGUAGUAGUUCCAGUGCAGGCUCGUCGGUACAUACCUUGGACAGAUCUCGACCGCGUAGCAAUUCAUCCACUCUGGCAUCGAGUUUUGAGGCUCCUAAGAAGCCCUCUCACAAAAAAUCAGCUUCUACGACGACGAUACGGUCCAAUAAUAAUCUCACGUUUCUUCUGGCAAGGCUGGAGGAGGAUCCUACCAAGCGGGGCAGCGUCGACGGACAAAUCAGACUUCAAGAAGAAUUCGCUCGUUUACAAAAGGAGAAAGAGUAUCAAAUAGAAACUGAAAAUAGCAGCGACGCUGAGGUUAUUGACUGGGAUUAUUGGGGCGCUGUCAUGUCUGAUUACCAGCAAUUUGCCUCCGACGAAUCAGAGAAACUUGCCCAGGCUAUCGUCAAAGGGAUCCCCGGAUCUCUUCGAGGCAUGAUGUGGCAGCUUAUGGCGGCAUCAAAAGAUCCAGAGCUAGAGAACACGUAUGUGAAACUAUUGAAGGAAACGAGUCCGCAUGAGAAAGCUAUAACGCGUGAUUUAGGCAGAACAUUUCCUCAUCACGACUUCUUUACUGACGGCGACGGCAUUGGGCAGGAGAACUUAUUCAAUGUCCUCAAAGCAUAUUCUCUACAUGAUCCUCAGGUGGGAUAUUGCCAAGGUCUUCCGUUCGUAGUUGCCAUAUUACUGCUAAAUAUGCCGGACGAAGAAGCUUUCUCCCUGUUGGUUCGGCUAAUGUAUGUUUACGACCUUCGCGGUCACUUUCUUCCCGAGAUGCCGAAGCUACAACUACGUCUGUUUGACCGCUUGGUAGAGGAGCUUCUGCCUGUUCUCCAUAUACAUUUCCUUCGCCAAGGUGUCAAGUCCAGCAUGUUCUGUUCACAGUGGUUCUUGACGAUGUUCAGCUACCGAUUCCCAUUAGACGUUGUUUUCCGGAUAUAUGACAACUGCCUAGCAAACGGGAUUGAGGCCAUAUUUGGAUUUAGUAUCGCACUACUCCGCAAAAACGAGGACUUGCUACUGGGCCUCAAGUUCGAUGAGAUCCUGACGUUUCUCAACACGAAGCUCUUUGAUAGAUACAAGGCGCAGUCUACCGAAAGCGGAGAUUCACACGAAGUCAAAUAUAACACAGACGAGUUCGUAAACGAAGCGGUAUCGCUUCGGAUAACGCCAUUUCAAUUGGAUAACUACAGUCACGAAUACGAUGACAUUAUGCGUGAAGCCAACAAACAUAAAGUUGAGAUGGACAAGCUCAGAACUGCGAACCGAAAUUUAUCUGCCAAAGUCAAAAGCCUUGAAGCAGAUUUUGCUCAACUAAGCACCGAGCAUGUAGAAUUAUUGAAUGAGCUUGUAAAAGCAAGGUUACGAAAUGAAGAAACAGAAGGAGAGCUGGUCCGGUAUAAACUCUUAUAUGCGGAAGCCAUGCACCAAAACGAGGAGGGUCAAUCAUCUAAUCGAAUAUCAAAUUCCAUAGUGUCGAUGUUCAGCAGGAGAGGUAGUAGCAAUGUUUGAGUCGCGUCGAAUUCCAUGUAAUAUACACAAUAAUUAUAUUGUAUUGCUGAUGGGCGG
This is a messenger RNA of Guyanagaster necrorhizus, 1887 nucleotides long. RefSeq names its product RabGAP/TBC. The record is from RefSeq and is a predicted model, not a curated record. Gene Ontology annotation, biological process: regulation of GTPase activity. The coding region runs from base 160 to 1830 and encodes 556 amino acids. The transcript is spliced from 14 exons. Gene Ontology annotation, molecular function: small GTPase binding; GTPase activator activity. Lineage: Eukaryota; Fungi; Basidiomycota; Agaricomycetes; Agaricales; Physalacriaceae.